This is a messenger RNA of Exophiala bonariae, 2766 nucleotides long. RefSeq lists its product as uncharacterized. Gene Ontology annotation, biological process: protein import into nucleus. The transcript has a single exon. The coding region runs from base 1 to 2766 and encodes 921 amino acids. The record is from RefSeq and is a predicted model, not a curated record. Lineage: Eukaryota; Fungi; Ascomycota; Eurotiomycetes; Chaetothyriales; Herpotrichiellaceae. Gene Ontology annotation, molecular function: small GTPase binding; nuclear import signal receptor activity. Gene Ontology annotation, cellular component: nucleus; cytoplasm.
AUGGAUCUUCCCCAGAUGCUCAUGAAUGCUCGCAACAAUCCCGACUUUGUCAACUACCUCACCUACAUUUUCAGCACACCCCAAGUCGCCCAACAGCUUGAUUUGAAUGCUCCGAGCCUGUUUCUUGUGCGUUAUGCUGCCGCUAUCAACCUCAAAAAUCACGUCAAACUCUUCCACAAGUCCAUCCCCAAAGAUCAACUGGAAUACCUCAAAGCUGCCACUUUGAACGUCCUGCAAGACCCCAACCCACAAUUGCGAAGUUUCUCUGGCACAGUAAUCACCGAGAUUGUCCAACAGGGCGGUCUGCUACAGUGGCCAGAGAUCUUACAGAAUCUUCUGUCUAUCGUCAGCAACGCCGCUGGAAAUGUGCCACCCGAGACUCAAGAGGGCGCCAUGUCGGCUUUGGCCAAGGUCUGUGAAGACAACAGAAAGCUUCUCGACAAAGAUUUCCAGGGUCAGAGACCGAUGGAGGUCAUUGUACCCAAGCUACUGGAAUAUGCCGGUCACCAAAACCCCAAGAUCAGGGUCUUGGCCUUGAGUACCCUGAAGAGUUUCAUUCCUCAAAAGUCUCAGGUCUUAUUCGGCGCCUUGGAUGUCUACCUUCAAACAAUCUUUCAAUUGGCUGCUGACGAAGACACUCAAGUCAGAAGGAUUGUAUGUCAGUCGCUCGUCCAACUCGUUGAUUCGAGACCCGAUAUGCUCGUACCUCACAUCAACGGUUUGGUCAACUAUAUUUUGACCCAACAGCAGACAGUCGGCGCCCCUGAUCUUGCACUUGAUGCCGCCGAAUUCUGGCUCAGUGUGGGUGAAGAAGAGCAACUGAGAAAUUUGAUGGGUCCUUACCUCCAGCAAAUCAUCCCUGUUCUACUGGCUGGAAUGGUCUACGGAGAAGAUGAGGUCUUCAGACUCGGUGGAGAUGAAAAUGAUGCCGAUGUCGAAGAUCGUGCUGAAGACAUCAAGCCCAAAUUUGCCCAGACCAAAGCCGGUAGAGGCGUGGUAUCAGAGAAGGAAGAGGGUACUGACAGCCCUCAGCCAAAUGGCACCCCUACCAAGAAAGCCGAUCUGAGUGAUGGCGAAAUCGAAGGCUCAGAUGAAGAGGACGAUGACGAAUGGGAUGAGGAGGAUCCAGAAAAUGCCUGGAGUCUACGAAAGUGCUCAGCAGCUGCACUUGAUGUCUUUGCGGUUAACUACCACGCUGCGGUCUUCGACAUCAUUCUCCCAUACCUCAAAUCUAAUCUUGACCACACUUUAUGGCCCAAGCGAGAGGCUGCAGUGCUGGCCUUGGGCGCAAUUGCAGACGGUUGUAUGGAAGUGGUCGCACCGCAUCUACCGGAGUUGGUACCUUUCUUGAUCUCCAGAUUGAACGACGAAGAACCCGUCGUCCGACAGAUCACUUGUUGGUGCCUUGCGCGCUAUUCAGAGUGGGCAGCAAACUUGGAGUCCCCGGCUGACAAGCAACGAUACUUUGAGCCCAUGAUGGAAGGUCUUCUACAACGCAUGCUUGACCAGAAUAAGAAAGUACAGGAGGCAGGUGCUUCCUCAUUUGCCAGUCUUGAGGAGAAGUCUGGCGACAAACUCAAACCUUACAUCACACCUAUUCUCCAGCAAUUCACCGAAUGCUUCAAGCGUUAUAAGGACAAGAAUAUGUACAUCUUGUACGACUGUCUCCAGACCCUCGCAGACAAUGUCGGUGCCGAGAUUGCUAAGCCGGAGCUCGUGGAUCUUCUUAUGCCUGUGUUGAUUCAGCGCUGGAAUAAAAUUCAAGACGACUCAAGGGAAAUGUUUCCUCUGCUUGGAUGUCUGGGCUAUAUCGCCAUGGCUUAUGGUGAGGUCUUUGCACAGUUUGCCCCACCCAUCUUCGACCGCUGCAUCAAGGUGGUCUAUGCAAACCUACAACAACAUAUGGCAUUUGUCAGUGGAGUCAGUGUUGACGCGCCGGAUAAGGACUUCAUUGUGACCGGACUCGACCUCAUCUCCGCCAUCAUUCAAGCCAUCAAUCCCACCAAAUCUGGACAAUUAGUCCAGAAUUCUCAACCUCAAUUUUUUGAUCUUCUCUCCUUCUGUAUGGAAGACAGCACUACCGAUGUUCGCCAGUCUGCUUAUGCUGUACUGGGUGACUGUGCAAUCGCUCUCUACGCCACUUUGGAUCAAUACCUCCCCAAGCUUCUACCAAUUUUAAUUCGGCAACUCGAUCUGGACACCAUGCCAGACGACGAUUCUGACAAUCACUUCAAUGUUCUAGCUAACGUCUGUUGGAGUCUGGGCGAGAUAGCAGCACGGGCCCCGACUUCGCGGCUCGAAAACUUUGCAGGACCAAUUGCCAAAGCUCUUUUGACCAUUGUCAACAACGAAGAAGUGCCAGACCCAGCAUCAGAAAACGCAGCCACAGCACUUGGUCGUCUAGGACUAGCAUGCCCCGCUCAACUGGCACCUUUCCUUCCAGAGUUCGCCGAACCGUUCCUGGGCUCCAUGUCUAAAAUCGCCAGCUCUCACGAAAAAGCCUCCGCGUUCAUGGGCAUGAACAACAUCAUCGAGCGAAAUCCCCAAGCGAUGGAGCGAAGUCUUCCGGCAUACUUUGGUGCCAUUGCCCAGUUCCCUCAAAAGGGCAAGGCUGGUCAGGAGUACAGUGAGGUUCGCGCCAGUUUCGCUCGAGUCAUCCAAGGCUAUCAGAGCCUGAUCGGUGCAGACGGGUUCAAUACUUUUGUUUCUGGUUUGAGCCCACCGGUUAGAGCUAAAUUGCGAGAUGGAUUUGGCGUUGGGUCUUAG